AUGAAUGGGGUCAAUGAUUUACCACAGAAGAUUCUUCUGCAAUCCGAAGAUCAUGCGAAGCUACUUAAUGUGAUCGACUCGCUUCGAUCAGCGGGCAUCGGUCGUUAUGUUCAUCUACUCCAACUCAUAGUCUGUGGCGACCAAUCAUCCGGAAAGAGUUCUGUCCUCGAAGCCGUCUCUGGCAUUCGAUUUCCAACCAAAGAAAACCUCUGCACGCGUUUCGCAACUGAACUUGUUCUGCGUCGGGGAAAUGAAGAAAAGCCGAAAGUGGAAAUAAUUCCUGGCAGUGAGAGACCAGAUGACGAAAAGCAGAAGCUAAAAGCAUUCAGUGCACCUAUUGCAGAUGUUGCGGAUGUUCCUAAUGUCAUAGAGGCUGCAAAGACGGCGAUGGGCCUUGAUAAGGACGCGAGAUCAAUCAGCGACGACAUACUUCGGGUUGAGAUAUGUGGGCCCCAUCAGUCACACCUGACUCUUGUUGACCUGCCGGGGGUGGUUCAUUCUGAGACGCGCCAGCACUCAGCAUCGGAUGUUGCCAUGAUAUCUUCGCUCGUAAACUCAUACAUGAAGAAUCGCCGCAGCAUUAUUCUUGCGGUGGUUUCUGCCAAAAAUGACCUCGCCAACCAGAUUAUCACGAAACUUGCGAGGAAUCAUGAUCCAAAAGGGCUUCGGACGCUUGGAAUUAUCACAAAGCCGGACACGCUCCACCGUGGAUCUGAAAACGAAAAGAGUUUUGUUGACCUAGCAAGCAACGAAGACAUCGUCUUUCGGCUUGGUUGGCACGUUUUGCGAAAUCGCGACUAUCAGACAAGAGAUUCCACAGCCGAGGAACGCGACGAAAAGGAAAAGGAGUUCUUCUCUGAAGGAGCGUGGACUUCGCUUCCACCAUCUAUCCUGGGUAUUGGCGCGUUGAAGCCCCGGCUGAGCGCCAUCUUAAGAGAUCAAAUCAUCUCCGAGCUACCUGAUUUGAGGAAAGACGUGGAAGAGGGCAUCAAGACCUGCGAGAGAACCUUAGAAAGACUUGGUCCAUCGCGGUCCACCGUCAACGAACAGUGGCUGCAUUUGAUUCGCAUCAGCCAGUUAUUCACUUCGCUAGUGCAGGCUUCCAUCGACGGCGUGUAUAGCGACGAUUUUUUUGGUGAUGCGAGUUCUGAGACAGGAUAUAGCCAUCGCCUCCGUGCAGUCGUGAGCAAUAUUCUAGGAGAGCUCGCCUCUGAUAUGCGGAAAAAGGGACACAAGCGAACCAUCUUGGACGACGACAGUACGCCUGACGACUCAGCUUUUCCGCAGCAGAUAAGAAGGGACGAAUUCACCAGCGAAGUCCAUGCCCUAAUGAAACGAAGCAAGGGAAGGGAGUUACCCGGGACAUUUAAUCCUCUGAUAAUCGGUGAUCUAUUUUAUGAACAAGCAAGUCAGUGGGAGCAAAUCAUCCUAGGCUAUGCUGAAAGGAUAUUAGACGCGACCCAGCAGUUCCUCAAACUCACACUAGCGUAUUGUGCAGAUGAUACGACACAGCAAGCUGUUCAGAUGGAAAUCAUAGCACCAGCCAUGGAGAGCUGCACCGACACCUUGAAAAAAAAAAUCCUGGAGAUUCUCCAGCCCCACAAAAAGGGUCACCCAAUCACUUAUAACCAUUAUUUCAUAGAUAAUGUCCAAAAGAUUCGUGAGAAGAGAAACAAAAGAGACACUGAGACUUGCUUACGUGACUUCUUUGCUUUGGGAAAUUUCGAUGGGAAUCGGCGCAUAGGAAAAGACUUUUCUCUAAACAACCUCUUGGCCGCCCUGUUCCGGCAAACAGAACAAGACAUGGAUCGGUACGCGGCAUCGGAGGCGAUAUGCUACAUGGAAGCCUAUUACAAGGUUGCGAUGAAAACGGUCGUGGACAAUUUUGCGGUUUUGGCCAUUGAGCAAUGUAUUCUCAAGAAACUGCCUCUUAUUUUCAACCCUGAAGUGGUAACGAAUCUCGAUGAUAAGACCCUAGAAGCUAUUGCAGCGGAAACGACGGAGUCAAAAGUUGAACGCAGUCAUGCUUUAGAAAAGCUAAAAUUUCUCAGCCCCGCGUUGCAAAAUCUUAAACGUUUGGCCUUUCGUAGAGGUGGGCACUAUUCAGAUGUAAUUCGAGUGAAGGGGAGCAUCUGA
Coccidioides immitis RS is the source of this 2136-nucleotide messenger RNA. RefSeq names its product dynamin family protein. The coding region runs from base 1 to 2136 and encodes 711 amino acids. Gene Ontology annotation, molecular function: GTPase activity; microtubule binding; GTP binding. Gene Ontology annotation, cellular component: microtubule; cytoplasm; membrane. The record is from RefSeq and is a predicted model, not a curated record. NCBI's taxonomy places the organism in Eukaryota, Fungi, Ascomycota, Eurotiomycetes, Onygenales, Onygenaceae. The transcript has 2 exons.